Messenger RNA from Caenorhabditis elegans, 1249 nucleotides. RefSeq names its product Zinc finger C2HC domain-containing protein zchc-1A (gene zchc-1A). The transcript has 10 exons. Lineage: Eukaryota; Metazoa; Nematoda; Chromadorea; Rhabditida; Rhabditidae. Bases 201 to 1169 code for a protein of 322 amino acids. The record is from RefSeq and is marked reviewed.
GCAUAGCUCUUUCUUCUCUCCAAUUUGGCGGUCCACUUGCGAUGUGCAUGCUGCUCACGCCGAAACCCGCAUAGCAACCAUUCUGCUUAGAAACAACGAGAAGCCCGUUUGUGACCACUUUCAAGGGCUACCACCGUUAUUAUUAGUGAGACCUAGAGACCUCACGCGCACGCACACUUAUUGUCGUUGUCGUCUGAAAUAUGGAUUCUGCCGACCCGAAUGAGCCAACUUUUCCUUGUCCCAUUUGUGAUCGGAGAUUUAUCAAAUCUAGUUUGGAAAAACACGAAUCGGCAUGUAGAAAGCUUGCAUCACUCCACCGAAAACCAUUUGAUUCUGGAAAACAGAGAGCUAGCGGAAGUGAUCUGACCUAUGCGGAUAUCAAAAAAGUUCAACAUGAGAAAAAUAAGAAUGGUGGCGUGUUUCCGAGACCACAAACAAACUGGCGUGAACGUCAUGGUAACUUCAUAGACGCGGUUUCAUCAUCGAAACGUGUUGAUUAUGCGUUGAAAACAGGCGCACCGCUUCCGCCUCCACCAAAAACUGCGGUUCCCAGUGACUAUGUGCAAUGCGAAUACUGCAGUCGAAACUUUAAUGCUGCAGCAGCAGAAAGACAUAUUCCAUUCUGCAGAGAACAGGCAACGCGAAAACAAGGCGGCAAUUUGAAAUCCUCUGGCGGAAAUCGCGCGCUCACCGGCAACUACAGAAGCACGCCUUCGAAAAAUGAAGGAAAAAAACAAGAGUCGUCAAGUAGAAACGGAUCUGCAGAGCGGAAACCAACCACAAGAGGAAGAGAUGGAAGUCUUUUAAGGGCUCGUCGAGAUGAUUCAAACGACAUCACUUCAAGAAGGAAGUCUCUGGACACUAGAACUUCUUUAACAACUGGUCAAGCUUCCAACCGGCACACGUCACUUUCGGCAGGAAUGCGCCCAACACUUCCUCCCAUGACUCCUUCUAGCAAAAGAAGUAGCUCUGCAAAACGAGAUGCACCACUACAACAGUCUUCUACUCCACAACAACGCCUAAAAACACCAGCGUCGACUACAACAACAGCGAGUCGUAGUGGUUCGAGAACAUCUUCCAGAGCUUGUCCGCGUGACGAUUCCCGCGACUCCCGUCUCUCUCAAGCCAAAAACAACAGUCGUAAUAAUUCUCGCUCUCGUAUUUUCUGAUUUUCAAAUUCUGUAUACUUCUGUUUUUUUUUAAACUUUUUUGAAUACUUUAACAUAUAAAAAUGCACUUUUCCUGUAAA